Symbiodinium pilosum is the source of this 193-nucleotide messenger RNA. The record is from the annotation of a GenBank genome assembly. Lineage: Eukaryota; Dinophyceae; Suessiales; Symbiodiniaceae.
GAUUGCUGCUUCGCUGUUGAGCUUCUUGCUCUAUCCCUUUCUUGCCCAAGCCGUGGCGUCUCAACUAGACGCCGUAGCACUCAGCGUCAUCAAGGGCGAUGUUUCACAGUACAUGCAGAACUUCUUCAACUUCAAUAGUUUGCUUUUUUCGUUCUUCGUCUCGCAGACGUAUGCCUCCCUGUACCAGCAGCAG